CGCGGCGCGUAUUAGUCCAGAGACCACCGUGCUGCGCGGUCGUGUGUACACACAAAGCCACGCGGACUAUUGUGAAAGUGCGAUUUCUAAGUGAGAGUACAGAUUAACAGUGUAAAACGUUCAACAGCCAGGCCAGGAAGUUCAAUGGAAGCCAGGUUCGUGUCCUGCCGAAGCGUCCAGCAGUUAAAGCCGCCCGAGAAGAGCUUGGCGCCGCCGCCGCCUACAGUGAAGGGGCUGCUGUCUCGCUUCGGGAGCCAGGCUCAAGCGUUGUUCGCGCCGAAGAAGCAACGAUUCGGCUCGUCUGUGGCCAUCCACAAGCUACGGGAGACGAAGUGGUUCAAGCACAAUGAACAGAACAUCUUAUGUGCGGUGCUGGAGUCAGGAUUCGUGUUGGAGGUCCGAGCGGAGAACCCUCUGCCGCCAGACUCGACUCUCUCAGCCGAUUACCACAUGUACGCCAUUGCCAUGUGGAAGAAGGGUAAAGAAAAAACAAAGAACCCGGAACAGGUAGAGGUGUACACCGUGCAACAGAAGGGUGUUCGCAAACGCAUCAUCAAGACUACCUUGAGUGCUUUCUGGAAGAAAGAUUCGGUGAUACGAAUCAACAAUGUGGAUGACAAGCAGGAGACACCAAACAGCGAGAAGGAUAUCCGAGCAAAGCUUGACAUGGCCACCAAGUCCAGGUUCGAGAGGAACUGGCAUAACACACUGCAUUUUGUCCACUGGUGCCGAUACGGAGAGACGCCGCAGGAAGCUCGCAUGAGACAGAUCAGCUUAACGACUUCGAAAACACCAAUGAUUAUCAUCUUUUGAUAAUCGUGGGGGAAGAAGCUGGCACCUCUGACUAUGAUAAGCGAGUCACUAAAGUGGGGCAACAUUGGCAUGAAUAUGGGCGUCAUGCUGGUCCAGAACAACGGGCGGGCGAAAGCGAAAUCCGUCUGAGUGUCGCGUGCCGGCGGGCCCGGCACAUGCUACGCCUGUUUCUGGCACUCGCCCGACGUUGACUUCGUCUGACCACAGCGCAAUAAAAAAGUUGAAAUGUCAUCCGCGCAAUAAAAAAAAAUUUAACGUCAACGCGCUUUUUAAACUGUCAAAUUUAAAUUCCGAACGUUACCCUCUACGAUUUGAAUCUUUUGGUCGAGGGUUGAAAGCUUUAAUUUAUUGUGAAAUUUCUUUAACAUUCCUAAGCGCCCCGUGGCUUCGUCUAACAUUCGACGAUGGCACACUAUUCGAAUAAGAUUUUCGAUUUAUAAGACUGCUGAUUAAACGUAACUGCGAAAAACGUUGUGAAAUCUUGGACAUUAGGACUUUUUGUACUAAAAGAUGUAAUGUCACUACAGUAUUAGUCUAUCUGUACUUAAGCACAUAGUUUUUCGUGGUUCUGAGUAUUGCUAAGUAUUCGUAUAUAGGAUAACUUGUUUAUGGCCUACGCUUGAGUCGUUAGAUGUUUGAUGAUAAUACUGUUGUAUGUUAUUUAUGAGGCAUUUUUACAAAUAAACAGUUAUGAUAAAG
Molecule: messenger RNA, 1512 nt
Organism: Aricia agestis (brown argus)
Lineage: Eukaryota; Metazoa; Arthropoda; Insecta; Lepidoptera; Lycaenidae
Exons: 5
Coding region: 145-813 (222 amino acids)
Source: RefSeq, a predicted model, not a curated record